This is a messenger RNA of Suillus bovinus, 435 nucleotides long. RefSeq lists its product as uncharacterized. The transcript has a single exon. Bases 1 to 435 code for a protein of 144 amino acids. The record is from RefSeq and is a predicted model, not a curated record. NCBI's taxonomy places the organism in Eukaryota, Fungi, Basidiomycota, Agaricomycetes, Boletales, Suillaceae.
AUGCUUGGGCCCCCACCAUUUUUCUCCUUAUCCUCCUCAUCUCAGCCCUUGUAUCACACCCUUACCCCGACCUUGCUCUUGUUAUCCUCGUCAUCCUUGCAUUCCCCUUCACUCUCUACCUGUCGCUCCAGCAGAGCCAGUACAUCUGGCUGGACCCUUUCUCUGACGAAGCAUACCCUUGCUCCGUUUCACUCGAUGACUGAUCCUAUGGACAGUCCCCUUUACCCUUACUGUCCGGACAGUAACCUAUUGUCACGAGUACCUUUAACAAACCACUAUUCUUUCUUAAAUCUUCCUAAGCGCCAAUACACAACACCUAAGUCAAACCCUAACCCUAUCCCGAAAGCAUCUACCAGUUCAGAGAUUCCUUUAGCGCCCACGACACGUGUCUUCAAUGUGACUGAUGAAGAAGACGAGUUCUUUGAUUGUGAUUAG